UGUGCAAAACAAAUUAACACUGUACUUAGAUAUCCAUAAAAUUAAAUCGAUCCAUCAAGAGAAGUUACUUUUUAUCCUUACUAAACGCCUUAUAAUUGAUUCAAUAGGCUACAGAAUAUAUUUGCAGGAUUAUAUUUUAGUUCGGAAUGCAGCAAUCACACAGUGCAUCGAACAUAAAAGGUGCAAGCAAGAACCAUAUACACAGGGAUUCCUUGAACGGACUUGGGCGAAACCUAUUCCCACCAAACAGGGCAAGUGAUCUUCCACUGAAAAAUGCCUGCUUUACCUGCGUGUCAGCGGCUGUAGUCCACUUGUUCCAAAAGAAAAAGUUGCAUGAAAACGAACUUACAACGUUGCAAGAAGCUGUUAGGAACCUAAUGACGACUGAAGCGGCUCCUUUGAUCUACGACUACUAUAAGGACAAACUAAUCAAAAAGGGAAUGGUUAUAUUAAGAGAAAAGAUUAAACAUGAAACAGGACAGACGUUGUUAACAAAGUUGGGGGAACAGUGGAAUUAUUUCUACGGAGAAAUCUUGCCGGUGUUGCAAGCACUCUUGUACCCUGUGAAAACGAAAACGUUAACAAUAAGGCAAAUGACCUUAUUAGAGUUUAGAAACAUUGUUCUCCUCAAAUUACCUGUAAAAGAAGCUUUGCAACAACUGUCGCAAUCCGAGCCAACAUCACCUGCUAUACAACAGAUGCUGUUAGUCUUGCACAGUGUUCACGAGUAUCCAUGCACGCAUCAAUCUAUAGAGUUAGAGAAACUGGUUGCUAGAGUGACCUCCCCUCAUUUAGGGAUAAUGGGAUUGUAUUCGGGUGGCAGUGAGCCGGAGAUCAGAAGUAAUUUUAAAGCAUCACCAACACUUCCGAUACGCGUGAAAAAAACCUCUGAAGACACAACUGAAUCAGAGGACGAGAUAAUGCCAGUAGACCAAAGAAUAGGGAGAGCAGGUCUCUCUCCGCAGGCACACCGCUUACAUCAGAAACGAAGUUCUGAACUACUACAUAACCCCCUGCUAGCAGCAGUAAAAGAACAAGACAUGGGCCAGACCAGAAGAUUUAGUAUAGCCACUAUCUGACAGACUGCAAUCUUACCGCUUUUAAAGAACAAGACAUGGGCCAGAUCAGAAGAUUUACUAGUAGUAUAGCCACCACCUGACAGACUACAAUCUUACUGCUGUUAAAGAACAGGGCAUUGGCCAGACCAGGAGAUUUAGUAUAGCAAUCAUCUGACAGCCUGCAAUCUUACCGCUGUUAAAGAACAAAACAAGGGCCAGAUAGAAGAAUUAGUAUAGCAACCGCCUGACAGACUGCAAUCUUUCCUUUGUUAAAGAAUAAAACAAGGGCCAGAUCAGAAGAUUUGGUAUAGCAACCACCUGACAGACUGCUAUCUUACCGCUGUUAAAUAACAAGACAGUGGUCAGAUCAGGAGAUUUAGUAUAGCCAUCACCUGACAGACUGCAAUCUUACCGCCGUUAAAGAACAAGACAUGGACUAUAUUAGAAGAUGUAGUAUAGCAACCACCUAAGAGACUGCAAACUUAUCGCUGUUAAAGAACAAGACAGUACCAAAGUAGAAGACAUAGUAUAUGCGCCACCUGACAGGCAACCUUCUUUCCUCUGUUAAAGAAUAAGAGUGAACUUGGUCAGGAGAUUUGAUAGAAUUACCACUUGACUGGCAACCAUCAUGUUGCUGUGUUCCAUGCCAAGACAAAGUUGCAAGACGCUGCCAAACCACUCUACUCCCUGAUGCAAUCUGUCUUUCUGUCUAUUAAUUCUGAUACCAGUGUGUUGUUCAGUUUGUUCCUUUUGAGGGGUUAUGAUUUAAUACAAAACUGGUCAGUUCGGGGAGGCAACAUUCGGCUUGGUAAAGAGGUACAUGUUCAAUGUACAUAUUUCUUUUUCAAAAGCGAAAGUGUAAUCUACAGAAAGUAUUUUCUGUGCAAUGCACAUCUGCUUGUGUCAUAAACGGUGAAGAUGCUGUAAUUGAUAUUCAGUUACGACAUGCUAACUAAAUCCACAAAGUAAAAGUACAACUCAAGUGUGUUUUAGUUUCUUAAAGGUAGUCAAGACAAUCUCAUUGUCGAGAUGUCAUGGAUUUAUUUGAGAUGUUUUGGUGAGAAACAGCUGAACAAAAAGACGUGAUUGAAUAAUGCAAAUUUUACUUCAGUAGUUUCUUGAAUGAUAACAGACACACACAACAGUACACGUUGUAUUGUCAGUAAAAUUCUUUAUGUUUAGUUCAGUAGUAUUAUUUGUUAUCAUAUUAAUUUGUAAUGUCCUUUAAUCUUGUUCAGCGACUUAAAAUACAUCAUAAACUAAAAGCUCAUUGGGUCUCAUUAAUUAACUCUGGGUACGACGUACUAUAAUUCUCCAUUUUGUUAAAUGUUACCAUUGAUAUGACUCGUGCUGUAUCUUUGGCCGUCCAGAUGAAAAUUUCGCUUUUGUUCAAGAACCACAUAUAAAUCAUAAAUCACCCUAAAAGUCUCCAGGGACGCUGUCUGCAUUUCAAUAAUAUCUUUUAUCAGAGUGGCCAACCCACUUGACUUCUGGAUACCGUACACAUGGAGGAAACGUCUCGAUUCAGGUAAAGUUUUGCCUAUGUUUUCCUUAUUUCUUGAUGGAUUUUCACUUUUAAGACACAAGUCAAAGACAGCAAAAUGAGUGCUUUCCUCCUCACUAAGCAUCUGCUAUAAAUUCUCGGUACUUUUCUCAAACACUUCGUCUAGUUUCUUUUGUAUAUAACGUCGAAGUGUUUGAGAAAGGUAUUGAGAACUGAUUGCAAACGUUUCGUGCGGAGGAAAUCACUCAAUUUGCUGUCUUCGGCGCUCAUAUGAAAAUUCGUCAAGUAAUAAGUGUACAAUAUCCAUAAGUCACGUGAGUUGGCCACCGUGUUUUCUCUGGUAUAAAGAAUAAUCGUAACUACUAACCGUAUACGUCCAUGCAUUGUAACCUAAAUCGACAUAGGAAUAUCGUUUAUUUACAUGUUAUCGUAUUCUACGUAAACUGAUAUUUUAUGAGUAAAUCAUCUGAAAUGAAAACAAUUACUGAACAUGUAUAUGUAUAUGUGAACAAACGUUAUUGUUUGAAAUCGUUUAAAAAUGGAUAAAAUUAAAGGAUAAACAAUAUAUAUGGGCCAUUCCAUGAGAAAACCUGUAUUAGUGACAUGAUAUAAUUAUUGUAUAAUAAGUAAAUUAGAAUAGAGGAAAAUCAUAGUUUUUCCUGUCUUCAUGUAGAAACUAUAAACUAGUAUAUUGUAAUUCAGUUUUCUAAAACAAAUCAAAUUCUACAACAAUUUAUAAAUAAAUGUUUCCCAAAUUCCAGAACACUUAUGCACCAUUCCAAAACACUUACUCACCAACAGAAUACAGAAAUUUACAGAGAAAAGGUCCGUGAUGAAACCAAAA
Messenger RNA from Mercenaria mercenaria, 3406 nucleotides. RefSeq names its product proline-rich protein 5-like. Gene Ontology annotation, biological process: TORC2 signaling. Gene Ontology annotation, cellular component: TORC2 complex. NCBI's taxonomy places the organism in Eukaryota, Metazoa, Mollusca, Bivalvia, Venerida, Veneridae. The transcript has 9 exons. The coding region runs from base 147 to 1079 and encodes 310 amino acids. The record is from RefSeq and is a predicted model, not a curated record.